Messenger RNA from Uncinocarpus reesii 1704, 1203 nucleotides. RefSeq names its product acyl-CoA dehydrogenase. Bases 1 to 1203 code for a protein of 400 amino acids. Lineage: Eukaryota; Fungi; Ascomycota; Eurotiomycetes; Onygenales; Onygenaceae. The record is from RefSeq and is a predicted model, not a curated record. The transcript is spliced from 7 exons. Gene Ontology annotation, molecular function: flavin adenine dinucleotide binding; acyl-CoA dehydrogenase activity.
AUGGCGCCGAAGCUGUUCCCCCGUUCGUUGCGUUCUCUUGCGUCUCGGCGGUUUCCCGCGUCACAACAUGCGGCUCACGGACAGUCGAUCCUGCGGUCCUCUUUGCCGCCGGUUCGCGCAUUCUCUGCUUCCUCACCCAGCAGGAUAAUGGACGUAAGCUGCUUCAGGCCAGACGAAUUGUUCGUGCGGGAUGCCAUCUCCAAGAUUUGCGCCAAAUUCCCUGACGAAUACUGGGCGGAGCGGGAUGAGACGGGAGAGUACCCGCAUGAGCUUCAUGCUGCUCUAGCAAAAGACGGGUGGAUAGGAAUUGCCUUGCCUGAAGAGCUUGGUGGAGCGGGUUUGGGCAUCGCCGAAGCUACCAUGAUGCUGCAGACAAUUGCUCAGACGGAACCGAACACUGGGUUGGAAACGCUCAAGCUCCGCACAACAGCAGUCAGAGACGGGGAUUACUAUAAAAUCACCGGCCAAAAGAUAUGGAUAUCAUCAGCGCAGGUCGCGAAGAAAAUGGUCCUUUUGGCACGGACGACACCACUAGAAGAGGUUACCAAUCCGACCAGGGGCCUUUCGCUCUUCUUCAUUGACUUCGACAAAGACGCACCCGGUUUGGAGCUCAGAAAAAUCAAGAAGAUGGGUGGCCGAAGCGUUGACGCCAAUGAAGUAUUUUUCAACGACUAUCGCAUCCCCGCCGAUACGUUAAUUGGUAAAGAAGGCCAGGGCUUUAAAAUAGUUUUGCACGGAAUGAAUGCGGAACGAUGCUUGCUUGCUGGAGAGGCUCUCGGGCUGGGAUACGUGGCCUUGGAGAAGGCCGUGAAGUAUGCCAAAGAGCGCGUCGUUUUUGGGCGUCCUAUCGGCCAGAACCAAGGCAUUGCCCACCCAUUGGCCACGGCGUUCAUGAACCUUGAAGCGGCCAAGCUGGCCACCUAUCAUGCCGCGAGGCUCUAUGACGAGAACAGAGGAGAGCAGACCGCUACGCCGACCACCGUCGGAGUCGCGUGCAACUCCGCCAAGUUCCUUGCAGCGGAGGCGGCGUUCGCUGCCUGUGAGAGAGCCGUUCUCACACUCGGCGGCAUGGGAUACGCCCAAGAAUUCCAUGUGGAACGGUAUCUGCGAGAAUGUUUUGUGCCGCGCAUUGCCCCCAUUAGUCAGGAAAUGAUCAAGAAUUUCGUCAGCGAGAAGAUGCUUGACCUGCCUCGAAGCUACUAG